AUGCUGAAGAAGUACUAUUUCGAGCGAUCAUCGGCUUUAUUUGAUGCUGUUUUCAAAUAUUAUGCAACAGGCCAAUUACAUCGGCCGUUGGACGUUUGCCCACAGGAAUUCGCUAAUGAACUUUCAUACUGGAAUAUUCUGAAUCUGUUAUGUCCAGUUGUUGUUUGGCGUGGCUAUAAUCAGCUGAGCGCUUCAAUCGAGGAGCUAACCCAUAAGAAGAACAAAGUACUUGAAAUGAAUGAUAGCUCAUUACGAAGUCGGAUACAUCAUUUCUGUGAAGGAGAUGGAUCAUUACUAUCGACACUAUUUACCUUUGGCAGCAUAUCCUUUGUAUUGAUCUCUGUUAUUGGCCUUAUUUUGGGAUCGAUUCACGAAUUUCAGGUAAUUCGCAAUUGUCGGGCCCACUGUGAUUAA
Molecule: messenger RNA, 414 nt
Organism: Cooperia oncophora
Lineage: Eukaryota; Metazoa; Nematoda; Chromadorea; Rhabditida; Trichostrongylidae
Source: the annotation of a GenBank genome assembly